Messenger RNA from Pelodiscus sinensis (Chinese soft-shelled turtle), 4098 nucleotides. The record is from RefSeq and is a predicted model, not a curated record. Lineage: Eukaryota; Metazoa; Chordata; Testudines; Trionychidae.
CACAGCGCCUCGCUGGCCUCUUCCUCUGCUGAGGAGGAGAGCGGCGGGGGCAGCUCGGUGGCGCUGGAUCCCCUGGAGCACGCCUGGAUGCUGUCGGCUGCAGAUGGCAGGUGGGAGAGCCUGGAGGGACUGCUCAGCUGCGAACCAGGGUUGCUCUCCAAGAGGGACUUCAUCACGGGUUUCACUUGCCUGCACUGGGCUGCCAAGCAUGGGCGCCAGGAGCUGCUUGCCAUGCUUGUCAACUUUGCUCACAAGCACCAGCUGCCCAUCAAUAUCAAUGCCCGCACCAAGGGUUGGUACACAGCACUACAUCUAGCCGCCAUGCAUGGCCAUCUGGAAGUGGUCAAGCUGCUUGUGGGGGCCUAUGAUGCAGAUGUGGAUGUGAGGGACUACAGUGGGCGAAAGGCCUCCCAGUACCUGAGCCAAAGCACCACGGAAGAGAUGCGGAGCCUGGUGGGAGCCCUCCAAGAGGAGGGUGAAGGUGCCACGAAUAAUGGGAGUGGCCGCUGGAGACUCUCCAAGGUGCUCCCCUCCAACCUCAUUGCCUACAAACUCUCCCACCACCUCCAUGGGCCUGGUGAGGAGACUGAGUUGGGUGAGGGGGCAGCGGCCUUUGGCAAGGGUAAGGAGAUGAGCAGGAAAGCCUCAAAUAGUGGUAGGAUGAAACCUCGGCUUAACAAAAUCCGAUUCCGCACCCAGAUCAUUCACACCACCCCCUCUCUCCGUGCGGAGACUGAAGAAGAAGAGCAGGAGGACAAGUCACUGAAAACAUCCUUCAAACUCAGACCCAAAUCCAAUGUCUUUGGAUAAAGUGGGGAGACAGGCAGGGCACCUAAUUAGGGGUGUAACAUGCUCCUGAACCCAUUGAGCAUGUAGUGCAGAAAAGGGGAGGUGCAUGCAGGCCUAUGUGAACGGCAGCCCCUCAUCCAGACUUAUGCAUUCCUCAGGAGAUAAAGCUAAAUAUCUUGUUUAACUUCUGAAUUUCAUUAAGUGUACAGUAGGGCUGCAGGGCUCUUGGGAUUUAGCAAUUUCCAGGAAAUAGCUGCUUCAAGCCAAGCAAUGGAGGCUUCCCAUACUUAAGAGCUGUUUCCUUGCAAGUACAGCUGGGGUAGUAGGUCUGUAAAGAAGUGUUGAGUAUGUAAAAUUGGUGGGCCUCCUUUUUCUUUUUCUUUUUUUUUUUUUUUUAAAGAAGCUAGACCUCAGGGUCUGGAAACCUAGUACACUCUUAUUUUGGUUUUUAAAGUGUGAUGGAGGGGGAAAAAGGGUGGGGAGAGAAUCUAAAACUUUACAUUUUGAUACUAGAUUAUCAACCAGUACUACAUACUGCUCUUCAUGGACAGCUAUUUCAGGAUUUCUUGAAUACGUUCAUGUGUUUUUAAAGUCUUUUUUUUCCAAAAGGCAAUACUACGUGACAAAGUAGCAUUAGGUACAAAAGGUCAAAAGUGCUCUGCUGACUGUCAGGAUUUUUUGUAGAUAUUUGAGCUCUAAUCCUCAGACUUAAGAUCAGUCUUAACUUUACCUAUUCAAAUCAUAGAAUUCAAAUUCUCAAGUCAAUGGGAUGUCUUACAAAGGAUAUAGUUAAGCAUGAUGUAAGUCUUUGCUUAAUUGAGGUACUACUGAACUCUUAAGUGGUGGAAUGCUAAUGCUGAAUACAGUAGUGUGGUGGAAGGUCUUUAACUUUUAUAUGUUGAAUAACUGCUAAUUAAGUUCUGUAUCAAAGCAAUUCUACUUUUAUAAUCACUGUGAAUUCUCAAAUACUAUGUCUAGUAUCAUUUGAGUUAUUAAUGUUUGGUUUAGCUUGCUAACCCUAACUGGAUUAAUAGCAACACUUUUACUGUUGAUAUAGUCUCUAUUCAAAACGAGGUAACUAUACUAUACAUCUCAUCCAAGAAGAGAACUUUUCCUUAAAGUAUAGAUGGUGUAGCAUAAUAUCUUCAUGCAACUAAUGAGAUAUUGAAAAUUCAGUGGUGCUGUUCAGUGCAUUUUUAAUUGUCCUCUAUCUUCCAGCUUCUGCAGAGUCGUAGAUACACAAAUCUACGACCCAGAAACUCUUUUCUAAGGCCACCUCUGUCCCAGUUUGUUCUGGACAUUGAGUAAAAAUACACAUUUCACCUAAAACAAAUCUCUGUAUCUUGAAACUUCAAAAUCCUUCAUCUCUUUAGAAAGAUACUACUGGAAACUCAAAAUAAUAUCCUUUUCCUCAAAAAGAGGCAUUGGGCUGGUCCUACAUCUAGAAUGCAGCUGGCUACUGGAAAAAAAAUGUGCAUAAAUGUCAAACAUUUUCAUUGGCAGUAUUUUAAGUUAACCUUUCUUGUAAUGUAUGUACUUAUUUAUAAAAUCUUACCCAAAAGUAUAUGACUUUAGAAAUGCAUACAAUCUAAAUCUGAAGCACUAGUUAAAUGCAUGCGGCAAGGACUAGGCAUCUGUAUAAUGGGAGAGCUGUUUCUGAGGGAUCUGUGCUUUCUCUUGUGUUGACAGCUUUCUUAUUUUGAUGGCUCCAAUGCGGGGGAGAGGACUUUCCCACAGAUUUUUCAAUUUUUGUAUGACUGACCUAUGUAUGAUAGUCACAUAAGUAAACAAUUAAUCCUAUGCCAAAUUAUUAUUAGAAAAACUGACCUUGGCGAGCAGUCUAAUCAGUUUUACUCAUUAUUUAGGUUUAGGUCAUUGUUUUUGUGCAAAAACACUAAAAAUCAUGGAGGUAUUAAUUUUAUAAUUUAUAAGAUAUAAUAUAAAAUUCCAUGUGUCUACAGUUUUGGUUGUAUACUACACGCAUGGGUAUAUUCUGUCCUAAAAAGCACUUUCAUUCAUCUCUGUAUGGGGCAGGGCUAACAAGCUCCCCUCAGUACUUUCUGCUAGUAUAUGAUUUGGUGCAACAAGAAUUAGGUGUUUCAAAGGUGGGGCGCACACUUGAGAACUAGGUACUUGCACCUUAAACAUUCUGCAGUGCAGAAAUAAAAUCUUUAUACUAGAUUUUCUGUAAAACGAACAGAAGGCUUAUUACUUCUACGGGCUUCUAGCUUGAGGCUCCUUGAGUACUAUAUUUUUUAAGUUGGCACACAUUUCAUGCUACUGCUACCUGUUUCCAGAUUUUGACUCUAUUAACCAUUAGUGUAGCAACUAUGAAUCCUUGUGUAUCUUUCAUCAUUUUGAGUGAGUCAGGUGUUAGGUUUUUCAAGUGUAAAUCUGAAAACUGCACAAAUAUAGAAUCUUGAUUUUUUUUGUACUCAAUUUGUGAAGGGGGAAAUAGUUUGGCACAAAUAGUUGGAAAUAGGACUACUGUACUCUUCAAAUUGUGUUCUAAGUUAUCGAUUAAAAUUUCUUAGUAAUACCUGCAAAAAAAAAAUCUUCAUUACUUCACAACUGAUAAAACCAGUAAAAAUUAUUGGAAUUUGCAAUUGGUAAAUGUGCAUCACAGUUUAGUUUUAAUUUUAUACUACAUACCACUCUAGUAAAUACUUUUUUUAGACAUAUUACAGAUAAGCCUUAGUAGUAUAGACUGCCCAUAGCACUAGAAAAUCUGAGUUGUGAAAGCAUAAACUAUGGUGAAUUCAAGUACAAAGGUAGCUAGGUUUUGCUGUAGUAACUCCAAAUGGCUAUCUAAUCAAAUUUCUGCUUGUGCUAUGGGACUAAAAGAUUUUUUUUUUUUAAACCCUCAACCUUUUAUAUUCCACUGUGUUUAUUGAGCUAAAACGAGUUUCUCUGUGGGGUAGGAGAUUAUUCUUGAUGCUGUGUUUCAGGAUAUUCAUAGUCUAUCGGUACUCUUAAAAUUUAUGUAAAUUAAUUAGCAAAUAUGUUGCCAAGCAAUACAUGAAUUGAAUUAAAAUUUGUAUGGUACAAAACUGGGGUACUUACUAGUGGGGUUUAUUAUGGUACACUUGAAAUAUUGAAUGUUUAUCUGUUGUUCAGUUAUGAUAGUGUGAUAACAAACCUGUAACUUAACCACUUGAUCACUUUUAAUGCAUCUUUGCCUGAAAUAUUGGAGGCCUGGAUGUCAGUCAGUUUAAUACAAGGUGGGUUUUUUUUAUGGGUGUCUAUCUGAAUGGAUAUUUGAGCUAAGAAUUUGCAGAACAUUAAACUUUCAUUUUACUGAAAUGUAAA